Molecule: messenger RNA, 3731 nt
Organism: Antechinus flavipes (yellow-footed antechinus)
Lineage: Eukaryota; Metazoa; Chordata; Mammalia; Dasyuromorphia; Dasyuridae
Gene: CNTROB
Product: centrobin, centriole duplication and spindle assembly protein
Exons: 20
Coding region: 923-3670 (915 amino acids)
Biological process (GO): centrosome separation; regulation of cilium assembly; centriole replication
Cellular component (GO): centriole; centrosome
Source: RefSeq, a predicted model, not a curated record
CUCGAGUGCUGUCAGACCCUUGCCGGGGCGUCUGGUUUCUGUGGUGCGCGGGCGGGAAGCCGGGUGAACGGACAGGUGGCAUCCAACUGUUCUUGGAGGGUGGAAGGGAGAAGGGGUCACCCCCCGGGAGGUGGAGGGGAAGUCUGCGAAAGAGCGACUCCCGUAUAUCCGUUUUUCCUGUGUUAGCUUGGUUAAAGGUGGGAGGGUCCGAGUAGAGAGGAAAAACGAACUUGGGGGUGGCCUGGGCUCCAGAACUAGGUGAGGGUGGCGAUCAAGGGCAGCUAGGAAAAAUCCUCUCCACUGACGUUGGCUGAGGAGAUGGAUGGCCUAGAGAAACCAGGUGAUGAAAUUCUUCCCAGGAAAGACUGGAGGGUAUGUUCAAGACCUUGAUUCUUUCUGGGGAGUAUACUGGGCCUGUUAGGGAUUUAUUUUUCCAGGACCUUAAUCAGGUCUGAAGGAAGCCGAGCUAUAUUUAGUAUCCUCUUGGAGGUCCCUGCUCCUAGUUUGUUUCACCCCCUCCCUACCAGUAAUGCUGAGAGCUCAAAGUGGGGCAUCUGCUGCAAAGUAGAUUGCUCUUCCUGCUUUUCCCAUUCCGUAUUGGUCAGGAAGAAUGCCAGGGUACCUCUGGCCAUUAUGUUCCUCCUCCACUUUUUCUUUUUCUUUUUUUCCUCUUCUUUCUCCGAUUCUGAAACAGGUAAGCUCCCUUACUUUGCCUACUACCUUUACUCUUCAAAAGCUGCAGAAGAGAAGUUUCUUGCUCAUGUGUGGCCUCUAGAAUCAGGAGAAUCCAGCAGGCUUGGUCUGGGAGCCAUGGUGACUUGGAACAAUGAAGUAUUCUUGGAUUAAAGUCCUGAUCCAGGGGGAGUCAUCCAAGUGCUUGCACUCAGGGCCAAAGAAGCAGCAUUGAUUUAAGCCUCUGGAGAUGUCUCAGCAGGCUGACCUCCUGGCCUCCAUGGCAGCUCAAGUUCCAAGCCCCAACUUACCCCUCGGGCCAGAGGACCUCCUGAGUGAUCCCCCAGGGCCCCCUGGGCGGAGCCAAGGAACGUUUUCAGAAGUGACCUCUCAGCUUUAUGCUUCCCUACGGCAAAGCCAAAAGGCAGAAGCUACUGCCAGGACCAAUCUCUACCUGGCCUCCAACUCUCCAACCCCUCCUGAGGAAUUAGAGGGUCUAGCUCAAGAGCUGAGUCGGAGUCUGUCAACUGGGGUGGAGACCAGUUCACAGAAAAAGGGAGGUUCCCAGCAUAUAUUGGAAAUGGAAAGUGUACGGGGUCACCUCCAAAGCAUGCUUCAAGCUUCUCGGGAUACUGCUCCUCCCCUUCGAUUCCUCUGGCUGCUUGCAGGGGAUAACCUUAUUCCAGGUACUGUCCCAGAGAGGCGAGAAGACGACUCUUUUGACAGUGACAGCACAGCCACUCUGCUAAAUACCCGGCCCCUUCAAGAGCUAUCUCCACCCAGCUCAGCUCCAGCCCUGGAGGAGUUGUUUCCUCGAUAUACUAGUAUCCGUCCUGGAACUCCUCACUACUUUCCUGAUCUGCAGGGACUAAGAGAUGCCUUGGACACAGAACAUACCCGCCGUAGGCAUUGUGAACGUCACAUCCAGAAUCUACAGACUCGUGUGUUAGAACUGCAGCAGCAGUUAGCUGUUGCUGUGGCUGCAGACCGAAAGAAAGACCUUAUGAUUGAGCAACUGGACAAGACCUUGGCCCGAGUGGUAGAGGGCUGGAACCGACAUGAGGCUGAGAGGACAGAAGUUCUUCAGGGGCUGCAAGAGGAGCAAAAGGCUAUUGAACUUACUCGAAGCCAACAGCAAGAGACUAUAGCUCGACUAGAACAGAGUCUAAAGCAGACGAAGGAAGCCCUGAGUAGGGAGCGGGAAGGGACCAACCAACAGCAACAGGAGCAAGAGACAUUGAAAGAAGCUCGACAAGCUUUAGCUCGUAGCUUAGAGCGGGAACAGCAACGGUGUCGGACUCUACAGGAGGAGCGGGAUGAGGCACGGGCAGAGCAGCUAAAUCAGCACAGAGAACUAGAAGCACUCCAAGCUGCCUUGGAGGAAAAGCAUCAGGCCUGGACCCAGCGUGAACAUCAGCUUGAAGAACGCUGUAAAAGUCUACAAGAAGAGGGCCGGAUCCAACUGGAGAGGGAACAGGCAAACUCCCAGCGGGACAUACAAGCAGCCCGAGAAGCUCAGCAACUCCUAUCAUCGGUUCAGUCUGAUGUGCAGAGGUUAGAAGAGGAAUUGGACACAGUACGGCGAGAAAGAGAUGCUUUACAGCUGGAAACCAGCUUGGUGCAGGCCCGGUUUGAAGCCCAGCGAGUACAAAUGGAGUCAGAGCUUGCUAUUUUGCUAGAGCAGAGAGUAACUGAAAGACUAGCCCAGGUGCAAGAGAGCAGCCUUCGGCAAGUGAGCAGUCUUCGGGAACAACACAGGAAGCAGUUACAGGAGUUAACUGAGCAGCAUCAACGGGAACUGUCUAAUCAGUUGGAUCAGCUCCAGGGGGAGUUGUCAGAGCGAGAAGAUCGGCAUCAGCAGGUGGCUCAAGACUAUGAACUCAGAUUGGCUCAUGAGCAGGCCCGAGUACGGGAAUUACGUAUGGUACACAGGCAGCUAGAAGAACAGCGGGUAGAGCUGGUAGAAAGGUUCCAGUCCAUGCUUCGGGCUCAUUGGGAUGAGGCACACCAGUUGCUCAGUACCACAGCCCCUUCUCAGAUCCCUCCUCCUGGUACUCCCAAUUCCUUGGCCUCCUGUCCCAGAGAACCUGAAAAAGAGGAGAGGAGGGCUUGGAGUAUACCCCCUGCAGCAGUGGCUCUGAAGCCAGUAUUGCAACAGAACCGGGAGCUAAGGGAGGAGCUGCCUGGAGGCCUAGCACAUCCUUGUACUCCCUCACCUGAUCUCAGCCUUCUACUAGGUCCUAAUUUCCAGAGCCAGCAUAACUUUCAGCCUUUGGAGCCUAAACCUGAUCUUACUCCACCUUCAGACCCUGGAGGCUUUCCUCCUGAUCAUAGAGCAGAACGACCAUUCCCUGAGGUUCUUGGAGCCAGAGGAGAAGGGACCCUGGAACAAGACUUGCCCCCUCCACAGCUGGAAGAGCUGAAGCACUAUCUGCACCAGUUCUUGGAACCAGUACCCCAGAGCUUUGUGAGUCCCACCAUUGAUCUGCUGCCCCGUAAAUCUGGUACCCUGACAGUUCCUCCUUGGGAGGAAGCCCCUCCACUACCACGGCCCCCACCACCUGUCCACAAAACUAAAGUACCACUAGCCAAGGCAUCCUGUCUUUUCCGGAUACCUGAGCCCUCUCCAACUCCUCCACAAAGCUAUAGCCAUGAAAGUUGCUCCCCAGAGAGAGGUGGAGAGGGGAGACCAAUAUCUCCCCGGCAACUGGCAGAGCUAUCUCGGCUGCUUCGACAGUACCAGCCCCGAGGCAAUGGUGGCCCUUCUACUGAGGAUCUUUUACUGUACUUAAGGGGGUCGGAGCAUAGUGGAGUUGAAGGUCGAGGGGAUGGUAUCCCCAGAAGAAAUGUAGAUACACGCUUGGGAGAGGUUCUCCGGAAAGAGGCCUCAUCUCGUCGCCCCGCUAGUACUCACAAGGCUGAGAAACCAGUGGGUAGGAAGAAAAGCGGCCAUCCAGCACCAGGCAGUGCUAGGAGUCGAAGUGGAAUCUGGAGAUAGCCCCAUAUUCUACAUCCAGGCCCUUAAUAUUUUUUAAAAGAAAAGUUUUAUUAAAUACAAA